AUGGCAUCACUAAUUAGCCCUCAAUUAAGUAAUAAUUCAUUAAAUGUUUCAAUUGAUCCAAAAGUUAAUAGCAAUAAUCAGAAUAAUAAUAAUAAUAAUAAUACCCCCUUACUUUCCCCAGUAAUGAAAUUAAGAGGAUUAAAAGUUGCAGUUUUUGGAUUAGAAAGGGAAAAUAGUGAAUUAAGGCAAAAAAUUGAUUCUCAAGAAAAAGAAAUUUCAAAUUAUCAAAAAUUAAUUGUAGAAUAUGAAUCUGAAAAUGAACAACAUGAAAGAAGACAUGCACAAUUAGAGGAAGAAAUUUUGGAAUUAAGGAAACAAUUAAAACAAUUAAAUCCAAAUUAUUUAAAUACAAGUGGUAGUUGUAUUCAAACAGCAAAUAUUAAUAAUAAUAAUAAUAAUAAUAAUAAUAAUAAUAAUAAUAAUAAUAAUAAUAACAAUAGCAAUAAUAAUAAUAAUAAUAAUAAUAAUAAUAAUAAUAAUAAUAAUAAUAAUAAUAAUAAUACCAAUAAUAAUAAUAAUAAUAAUAUUAAUAAUAAUAUAGAUAAAGAUUUUACACAAUUAAAAAUUAAUGAUAAAGAAAGAUUUUAUUCUGAAGAUAUACCACUAUAUUUAUAUACUGGUAGAAGUUUCCCAAAUUCACCAUCAAAUGGUUUAAAUAAUUCAUCAUCAUUUAAUUCAAAUCAUAAUAAUAAUUGUACAACAACUACGACUACAACCACAACAACAUCAUCUUCCUUUCAAAAUAAUAAUAAUACUAAUAAUAAUAAUAAUAAUAAUAUAAAUUUAUCACAUUCAAUGAAUAGUAAUAGUGGCGGUGGAGGUAGUAAUAGUUUAUCAAAUUCAACAAAUAAUUUUGAAAAUGAUCAUUAUACAUAUGCUUCUUCUUCAACUUCACCAAAUCAAACAAAUACUCCAAAUAUUAAUAAUAAUAAUAAUAAUAGCAACAAUAAUAGUAAUAACAACACCUUAUCAGCAAGUAAUAAUAAUAAUAAUAGAUCACCAUUUCAAAAAGGUAAAGGAGGAAAUGCUCCAAAUUCACCAACAAUUGUAUCAUGUGUGUCUGAUGGUGUUAAUUCCGGUGUAAAUAUUUCAAUGAGUCCAAGUCCAGUAAUUCCACAACCAAGAAAAAAAUCAAUAAUUAUAUUAAUAUUUAAUAAUUAUUUUGAGUUCAUAAAAAAAAAACAAAAAAAAAAAAAAGGACAUGUAGAUAUAAAAAUAUCUUUUUUUAUAAACAAAAAAAAAAAAAAAAAAUUAAUGAUGAUGCCAUUUUUGGGGAAUUCAAAAACCUCACAAUAA
This is a messenger RNA of Dictyostelium discoideum AX4, 1296 nucleotides long. RefSeq lists its product as hypothetical. The record is from RefSeq and is a predicted model, not a curated record. The transcript has 3 exons. Lineage: Eukaryota; Evosea; Eumycetozoa; Dictyosteliales; Dictyosteliaceae. The coding region runs from base 1 to 1296 and encodes 431 amino acids.